GUCAUAUGACUUCCAUUAUGACAAGUGUGUGAGCUGAGUAGACGCAAGCAUUAAGGCAGAGGAGACGUUUAGAAAACAUCCACACUACAAUCAUAUUUAGAUUUGAAAAAUCAACUAAAGCCAUAAGAGGCUUGGUGGUGUAAAAUGGCUCGCAUCCGACGCUACUCGGAGGCCAUGACGCUGCCCGACUCUUUUAUCCAGCACCAGCAGCUGGACGCCAGCAUGGCCGACACCUUCCUGGAGCACCUGUGUCUUCUGGACAUCGACCAGGAGCCCAUCACGGCGCGCAACACCAGCAUCGUCUGCACCAUCGGUCCUGCUUCCCGAUCCAUUCCCAAACUCCAGGAGAUGGUGAAAGCCGGGAUGAACAUCGCACGGUUGAAUUUCUCUCAUGGUUCACACGAGUACCACGGCGAAACCAUCAAGAACGUCCGCGAGGCCGUGGAGACGAUCACGUCUGACCCAUUGUACUAUCGUCCCGUGGCCAUCGCUUUGGAUACCAAAGGACCAGAGAUCCGCACUGGAUUAGUGAACGGGAAAGUGGAGGAGGAGGUGAAGCUGGAAAAGGGCAGCCAUGUCCGUGUGGUGACGGCACAGAGUGACAAGGAUGCCACAGAUGGGAAGACCAUCUGGGUGGACUAUCCCAGCCUACCGCAGGUCCUGAAGAGGGGUGGCAAAAUCUACAUCGAUGACGGCCUCAUUGGACUUAAAGUUGUGGAAACGGGUCCAGACUGGGUGGACACGGUGGUGGAGGCCAACGGCGUGCUCUGCAGCCGCAAAGGCGUCAACUUGCCCGACUGCGACCUGAUCGGCAUGAAGGCGGUCAGCGAGCAGGACGAGGCCGACUUGAGGUUCGGCGUGGCGCAGGGCGUGGACAUAGUGUUCGCCAGCUUCAUCCGUUCGGCGCAGGAUGUCCGGGACGUGAGGCGAGCCUUGGGGCUGCAGGGGAGGGAUAUCAAGGUGAUCAGCAAGGUGGAGAGUCGCCAAGGAGUCCAGAACAUUGAGGAGAUCUUGGCGGAAAGCGACGGCGUCAUGGUCGCCAGGGGUGACCUGGGCAUCGAGAUCCCCGCCGAGAAAGUCUUCAUCGCCCAGAAGAUGAUGAUUGGCCGCUGCAACUCGGCUGGCAAGCCUGUCAUCUGUGCCACGCAGAUGCUGGAGAGCAUGGUGUCCCACCCGCGGCCCACCCGAGCAGAGAGCAGUGACGUUGCCAACGCCGUGCUGGACGGAGCCGACUGCGUUAUGUUAUCUGGAGAGACCGCCAAGGGCCUGUUUCCCGUGAAGGCAGUCGCCAUGAUGCACUCGAUCUGCAGAGAGGCAGAGGCGGCCAUUUUCCACCAACAGCUAUUUGAGGAGUUGCGCCGCCUGACUCCUCUGUCCUCCGACCCCACAGAGGUCACGGCCAUCGGGGCCGUGGAGUCCUCCUUUAAGUGCUGCGCUGGUGCCAUCAUAGUCCUCACCACUAGUGGCAGGUCGGCACACCUCCUGUCCAGGUACCGGCCCCGUUGUCCAAUCAUUGCAGUCACCAGGAGCCCACAGGUGGCACGCCAGUCACAGCUGCUCCGAGGAGUCUUUCCUGUCAUCUUCCACCCUCUGCCUGCGCCCGUCUGGGCGGACGAUGUCGACAACCGGGUGAACUUUGGCAUGGACAUAGGGAAGGCGAGAGGAUUCUUCAAAGAGGGGGACAUGGUAAUUGUGGUGACCGGCUGGAUCCCGGGCUCUGGUCACACCAACAUCAUGAGGGCCGUCAACGUCACAUAACCAUCAACAGCUCACCUAAAUACUUACUGUCUUCAGUGAGCACCUGUUUAACAUCACUCUCUGAACACGAUUACAUUUCACACCAGUGUCACGUGUUAAGGUUGGUAACAUAUUGCCACUCAUACAUAUGUAACAUCUAUGUUUUAAUAGCAAUGACUCCCUAUCAAACAAAUAAAACUUGAAACAGUCAUAAGGUAA
Messenger RNA from Phyllopteryx taeniolatus (common seadragon), 1956 nucleotides. RefSeq names its product pyruvate kinase L/R (gene pklr). Gene Ontology annotation, biological process: glycolytic process. Gene Ontology annotation, molecular function: magnesium ion binding; pyruvate kinase activity; potassium ion binding. NCBI's taxonomy places the organism in Eukaryota, Metazoa, Chordata, Actinopteri, Syngnathiformes, Syngnathidae. The transcript is spliced from 12 exons. The record is from RefSeq and is a predicted model, not a curated record. The coding region runs from base 145 to 1758 and encodes 537 amino acids. Gene Ontology annotation, cellular component: cytoplasm.